AUGGUUCUCCUUUGCCCCCGCAUUCAUUUCUACGAGAUCAACGACCAAACCUGGUUCCCUCAAUACCUCCGGGAAAAGGUCCAAUCCUGCCUCACCCUCUGCUGGACCUUCCGAGUCCCUUUCUUGCAGAAAGCUUCGCCAGCCCAGCUUGUCGCCAGCACCCUCUACCGAACGCUCGCUGACGAUGUUACGAAUUAUACCUACGUCGACUUUUGCGCCGGCGCAGGAGGCCCUACACCCUUCAUCGAGAAGGACCUGAACGCUCAGUUGAGCCCACACACACCCGCUUCGCCCAAUAAAACCUCUGCCAACGGCUCCAAAGCGGUAUCGAACACGCGGCUGUCAAAAACUCUGGCACCUACGAGAGGAGAAGUGCAAUUCAUCUUGACGGAUUUACAUCCUCACAUACCAGACUGGACGGAUGCUUCAAAGCGUAGUGAGAACCUGAGCUUUGUAUCUGAUCCGGUAGAUGCUGCCAAUGCACCUUCAAGUCUCAAUGGGGCGGAUGGGAGGAAAAUCUUCCGCCUGUACAACCUUGCAUUCCACCACUUUGAGGACAAGCUCGGGAUGGAUAUAUUGAAGAACACAAUCGAGACUGCUGAUGGGUUUGGUAUUUUUGAGCUUCAAGAGAGGACCUUCUUUUCCCUACUCACCGUCUUUGCUAUGGGACCGUUGAUGUUCGGCAUUACCCCAUUCUACUUUUGGCGCUCACCAGGUCAUCUUUUUUUCACAUACAUUAUACCAAUUAUUCCGUUUGUUCUUGUCUUCGAUGGCUACGUCUCUUCGUUACGCACAAGGAGCGCUGAAGAGGUACAAGCGUUGAUGAAGCAGUGUGGAGCUUCAUGUGAUGGCUGGACUGUCAAGAAUGGGCAGGAGCAGCAUACCUGGCCUACCGGGUACAUGACUUGGGUCAUUGGCAUUAAGAAGUAA
Molecule: messenger RNA, 930 nt
Organism: Drepanopeziza brunnea f. sp. 'multigermtubi' MB_m1
Lineage: Eukaryota; Fungi; Ascomycota; Leotiomycetes; Helotiales; Drepanopezizaceae
Source: RefSeq, a predicted model, not a curated record